CUUUCCUGAAGGUUGUGAGUUUUGAGGUUCCAAAUUCUCAGUGUGCCAGAGUCACUUAGGCUAAUUUCUACUUAAGACAUAGAGUGCCCUUAAAGCGGAUUCCGAGCUAUACUAGCUUUUGGAAAAGGAGAGGAACUUUUUAGCACCCGUCGAGCUGUUUGAAAAUGGAGUGCAACUUUUUAGUUGUUUGCUUUAUUUCCAUGUUUACUUUUCUCUUGCCAUCUCGUCCUGGUGUGGAGGCCUUAAAGUUUCUCAAUCCUCCAUCCCAAGUGUUAAGUGGAUUCAUAGGUAUGAACAUUGAUGUCAACUGUUCAACGAAUGACCCAUAUGCAACAGUUCAGCUUUUCCACUCAAGAGACUUUGUAACAUAUACUGAAAGGACUUUGUCUCCUGAGAAACUUCACCUAAACAAACAAGUUUUCACAUUGUUAAACCUUGGUGUAAAGGAUUCUGGACAAUAUAAGUGUAAAGCAACAGAUGGACAACAAACCAUUGAAUGGCCAAGCUCUCAUGGAUUCCUCUUCCUUUCUCAAGGAAAACUGCCAGAUAUUAUAUUUGAUCCACCAAGACCAAUCACUGUACAGCAAGGUCAAACUGGAAAUGUCACAUGUCAAACUGUUGGUUGGUCAGUCAGCAAACUGCUUUGGAAAAAGCGAAGUAACUCUGGUGACCAAACUGUUCCAGACAGCAAGGUUGUACAUGUUAUAGAUAAAACUGAAAACAUGGUAAAAGCAGUCCUUACCAUCACUAAUGCUCAAACUCAAGAUAGCGGUGAAUAUAAAUGUGUGCUGUCGGCUUUCAACAAACAGGAUUAUAAGAUUGCCAAUAUACGUGUGGAUGGUGUGGAGGCCUUUAAGUUUCUCAAUACUCCAUCCCAAGUGUUAAGUGGAUUCCUAGGCAUGAACAUUGAUUUCAACUGUUCAACGAAUGACCCAUAUGCAACAGUUCAGCUUUUCCACUCAAAAGACUUUGCAACAUAUACUGAAAGGACUUUGUCUCCUGAGAAACUUCACCUAAACAAACAAGUUUUUACACUGUUAAACCUUGAUGUAAAGGAUGCUGGACAAUAUAAGUGUAAAGCAACAGAUGGACAACAAACCAUUGAAUGGCCAAGCUCUCAUGGAUUCCUCUUCCUUUCUCAAGGAAAAUUGCCAGAUAUUAUCCUUGAUCCACCAAGACCAAUUAUUGUACAGCGAGGUCAAACUGGAAAUGUCACAUGUCAAACUGUUGGUUGGUCAGUCAGCAAACUGCUUUGGAAAAAGCGAAGUAACUCUGGUGACCAAACUGUUCCAGACAGCAAAGUUGUACAUGUUAUAGAUAAAACUGAAAACAUGGUAAAGGCAGUGCUUACUCUCACUAAUGCUCAAACUCAAGAUAGCGGUGAAUAUAAAUGUGUGCUGACGGCUUUCAACAAACAGGAUUAUAAAAUUGCCAAUAUACGUGUGGAUGGUGUGGAGGCCUUUAAGUUUCUCAAUACUCCAUCCCAAGUGUUAAGUGGAUUCCUGGGUAUGAAUAUUGAUAUUAACUGUUCAACGAAUGAUCCAUAUGCAACAGUUCAACUUUUCCACUCAAAAGACUUUGCAACAUAUACUGAAAGGACUUUGUGUCCUGAGAAACUUCACCUGAACAAACAAGUUUUUACACUGUUGAACCUUGAUGUAAAGGAUGCUGGACAAUAUAACUGUAAAGCAACAGAUAGACAACAAACCAUUGAAUGGCCAAGCUCUCAUGGAUUGCUCUUCCUUUCUCAAG
Messenger RNA from Stylophora pistillata, 1752 nucleotides. RefSeq names its product basement membrane-specific heparan sulfate proteoglycan core protein. Gene Ontology annotation, cellular component: neuron projection. Lineage: Eukaryota; Metazoa; Cnidaria; Anthozoa; Scleractinia; Pocilloporidae. The record is from RefSeq and is a predicted model, not a curated record.